AUGGGCUUUCCCUCUCGAACUGUCCUGGCUGUCUCGCUGGCAGCCGGCUACCUCGCAUCGUCUGGCAAAUUACUGCCAUGGGUUUCGCUGGGCUUUGUCUCGGCCUUUGCGGCCGCCUGGGCCGUCCAGUUCUUCGCCUGGGCUGUCUGGGUGGUCCUUGUGUAUCCGAAAUUCUUUUCGCCUCUUCGCCAUCUGCCCCAGCCAGACGGGGGCUCGUGGUUGCUUGGCCAGUUCCCUAAAAUAUCCCGCAUGCCCAUGGGCGCACCUGCGCUGGAGUGGAUUAACACAAUCCCAAACUACGGCCUGAUACGAUAUCUUGGUCUCUUCAACCAGGAGAGGCUGCUCAUCGCCUCUCCAAAGGCUCUUGCCGAAGUGCUGGUUACCAAGAAUUAUGACUUCAAGAAGUCUGACGAGUUCCGCCACUUCCUCGGCCGCCUCCUGGGCAUCGGUUUGCUGCUCGCCGAGGGCGACGAGCACAAGAAGCAGCGGAAGAGCUUGAUGCCGGCGUUUGCCUUUCGCCACAUCAAGGAGCUCUAUCCCGUUUUCUGGGACAAGGCACGCGAGAGCGUGCAAGUCAUAACGGACAAGAUCCUCUCCGGCACCGCCACCGACCAGAAGGGCACUGGCGUCAUUGAGGUUGGCUCAUUUGCCUCCCGGGUGGCCCUCGAUAUCAUUGGCGUUGCCGCCCUCGGCCGCGACUUUGGUGCCCUCAAGGACCCCAGCAACGAGCUAAACCAGAGCUACAUGACAUUGUUUGAGCCGUCGAGGGAACCACGCAUUCUGAUAGCACUGUCGAUGCUGAUUCCGCUCCGACUUUUCACUGCCUUGCCUCUAAAACGCAACAUAGAAAUCUCCAACGCAUCGCGCUUCGUACGCUCGACGUGCGCCGCCUUGAUCAGUGAGAAGAAGCAGAAGCUAGUUGGCAAGGAGCGCGUGGAUAUCGACAUUCUGUCGGUCGCCCUCGAGUCUGGCGGCUUCGCCGACGAGAAUCUAGUGGACCAGCUCAUGACGUUUCUGGCCGCCGGCCACGAGACGACGGCCUCGUCCAUGACCUGGGCCAUUUACCUGCUGGCCAAGCAUACAGACGUCCAGGCCCGCCUAAGAGCCGAGAUCCGCCAAAACCUCCCACCCAUCACAGGCAACUCGGCCAUCUCGAGCACUGAAAUUGAUAGCCUGCCGUACCUCAACGCCGUGUGCAACGAAGUCUUGCGGUACUUUUCCCCCGUGGCCUCGACAUCGCGUGUGACCGCGUGCGAUACAAGCAUCCAGGGCCAGUUCGUUCCCAAGGGUACGCCCAUAUUUCUCGCACCCUGGGCCGUCAACAAAUCUGUCGCCAUUUGGGGGUCUGACGCGGGCGAAUUCAACCCUGAGCGGUGGAUGCCGAAGUUCGACGGGGACAAGCGCGCGGCGAGCGGCGGUGCGACGACCAACUAUGCCUUUUUGACCUUUUUACAUGGACCGCGCAGCUGUAUCGGACAGUCAUUCGCCAAGGCCGAGUUUGCUUGUCUGCUGGCGGCCUGGGUCGGCCGGUUCUCCUUUGAGCUCCACAACGAAGCUGACCGGGACGAAUCCAAGAUCGACAUCAAGGGCGGCAUAACCUCGAAGCCGGCGCACGGAAUGCACGUCCAGACGACGCUUCUCGACGGAUGGUGA
Messenger RNA from Lasiosphaeria miniovina, 1653 nucleotides. Its product is annotated as cytochrome P450. The coding region runs from base 1 to 1653 and encodes 550 amino acids. Gene Ontology annotation, molecular function: monooxygenase activity; oxidoreductase activity, acting on paired donors, with incorporation or reduction of molecular oxygen; heme binding. The transcript has 2 exons. NCBI's taxonomy places the organism in Eukaryota, Fungi, Ascomycota, Sordariomycetes, Sordariales, Lasiosphaeriaceae. The record is from RefSeq and is a predicted model, not a curated record.